Messenger RNA from Capsaspora owczarzaki ATCC 30864, 1225 nucleotides. RefSeq lists its product as hypothetical. Lineage: Eukaryota; Filasterea; Ministeriida; Capsasporidae. The record is from RefSeq and is a predicted model, not a curated record. Gene Ontology annotation, biological process: regulation of DNA-templated transcription. The transcript has a single exon. Gene Ontology annotation, molecular function: DNA-binding transcription factor activity; DNA binding. The coding region runs from base 338 to 1138 and encodes 266 amino acids.
CAGUCUUCCUGCCCAACCGCUCGAUCACUCAAUCCAACCAAUUGCUUCAUUUCUCCCUGUGACCGCCCAGCCGUUUAUCCGCGCGCUCUGCCCCUCCUCGAGACCUAACCCUCCCCUUCUCUCUCUCUCUCUAAUCCUAGUCACGACGGCACCUCGCUUUGCACAGCGUUCCAGCCGUUCAAAACCCCGCAUCUUUGUAGCCCUGAAACACCGACGUCAGACAGUGACAUCAUUGCACUCCAAUUUUGGUAGUCCCCCUUUUGCUCACACCAAGCCAAAGGUCCCAUCUCCAAACCACUUCUAUCCCGUUCAUACUCUAUACACAAAACCACCAACCAUGUCAUCCAGCGACGACGACAACGCACUCAGCUUGUUCGACUUGGAGACUGCGCCGCUCGACUUUUUCCUGCUGCCCGAGCCUGCUGCCGCCGCCGCCCUCCACCUCAACCUCAACGUUGAGGAGGACGACGAGGAAGAGCUGCUGGACAACGACGACGACGACGACGCUUCGCCGCUGGCAACGCCGUGGGACGCCUGCUUUAGUCCCGAGGACUUUGACCAGCUGGCCUCAGUCAUCACAGCGAGCGAGCUCUUUGACUUUGGCGCUCAAGAAGAUGCAGCCAAGGUGCCCCUCCCCCAAGCGACUGGUGCCAUGACAAGCGUCAAGCCGCUCGACAAUGGUGCCGCUGCAAAGCUCCGCACUUCUGCCAAACAGUCGCUGAAGCAGUCGCUGCCAGCAGGAUCAAAGGUGCCCGUCGUGGCAACCUCUGGCCUCAACCUGCGCCAUGGCAUGUCGUCGUCCGUCUCGGUUUUGGCGCUGCUGCGGUCGCAUGUCAGCGAUCGCGCAGCGGCAGCCCAGCUCGACAAGCUGACGCCCGGCGACUUGGAGAACAUGGGCACUCGCGAGCGCAACCAGCUGUACAAGCAGCUGCGCUUGUCCGCGGACGUGCUUGCCCAGGUCAAGGGCAUGCGUCGGCGCGUCAAGAAUUGCCAGGCCGCCAACACCCUGCGGCGAAGACGCGACACCGAGAUGCAGGCGCUCCACGAACGGGUCCGGCUUUUGGAGCAAGAGAAUGCCUUGCUGCGCGCUCAGCUUGCCUCGCAGCCUGCCCGUGCCAAUCUUGCAUUGUCUGCAUGAUUUGGUUGUUGUGGUUGUUGACUGUUGGCUCUACGAUUGUUGUCAGGUUGUUCCGAAUUCAUCCGUGAAUACAGACAUUGUUAAGGC